GCGCUAUAAGAGUUAGCAAGUGCGAGCGUACGUGUCUGUCCAGGCAGUGAGCACCUGAUAAGGACUGCGGGUAGAAGUUUGUUUCAGCGAGACGACAUCCAGACAAGGGACUGGCUAAUGAUGGGUGAGACGCACAGAGUUGGAUGGGGGAAGCCGCAGUUGGAGGGUCGCAGGCACAGUGUGGAAAAUGUGGUCCAGGUUACAGAACUCCACUGGAGGCCAUGAAAGGGCCCCGAGAAGAGAUAGUCUAUCUGCCUUGUAUUUACCGUAACACUGGAAUUGAGAAGCCAGAUUAUUUGGCUACUGUGGACGUAAAUCCAGAAUCUCCAACAUACUGCCAGGUGAUCCAUCGUCUGCCAAUGCCUAACCUAAAGGAUGAGCUGCACCACUCUGGAUGGAAUACAUGCAGUAGCUGCUUUAGUGAUACCUCCAAGAAACGUAACCGCUUGAUCCUGCCAAGCCUCAUCUCCUCACGCAUCUAUAUAGUGGAUGUGGGGACUGACCCUCGUGCCCCCAGAUUUUACAAGAUUGUGGAGCCGACUGAGGUGUUUUGGAAAUGUAACUCUGCUAAUUUGCAUACUUCACAUUGCCUUGCAAGUGGAGAAGUGAUGAUCAGCACGAUGGGAGACCCUGCUGGAAAUGGAAAAGGAGGUUUCAUUUUGCUGGAUGGAGAGACAUUUGAAGUGAAGGGCUGUUGGCAGCAGCCUGGCAACGAGGCCCCUUUUGGCUAUGAUUUCUGGUACCAGCCACGCCACAAUGUGAUGAUAAGUACAGAAUGGGGCACCCCUAAAGUGUUGGCUUACGGAUUCAGUCCAAAUGAUGUAAAGGCAGGUGAUUAUGGAAAAUGCCUGCACGUGUGGGACUGGACAACACAUUCUCGCAUCCAGACACUUGAUCUGGGAGAAGAAGGAGCCAUUCCAUUGGAAGUCCGGUUUCUUCACAAUCCAGAUGCCACUGAAGGUUUUGUUGGUUGCGCUUUGAGAAGUAAUGUCUUCCGCUUCUUCAAAACUAAGAAUGGAGAAUGGGCUGUAGAGAAGGUUAUCAGUGUGCCCAGCAAGAAGGUGAAGGGCUGGUGCCUCCCUGAGAUGCCAGGUCUCAUCACAGACAUCUUGCUGUCUUUGGAUGAUCGAUAUCUCUACUUCAGCAACUGGCUGCAUGGAGACAUUCGCCAGUAUGACAUAACAGACACUAAGCACCCCAAGUUAGUGGGGCAGGUGUUCUUGGGUGGAAGCAUUGUGAAUGACAGGCCUGUCAUUGUGCUGGAGGACAUUGAACUCAAGAGCCAACCUGCACCCCGUGUAGUCAAGGGAAAACGAGUCCAAGGUGGACCACAGAUGAUCCAGCUGAGUUUGGAUGGAAAGAGACUCUAUGUAACAACCUCUCUGUUUAGUGCUUGGGACAAACAGUUCUACCCUGAUCUGGUCAAAGAGGGCUCUGUUAUGCUACAAGUUGACGUAGACACAGAGAAUGGAGGUUUGCGUCUCAAUGAGAAUUUCCUAGUUGACUUCGGCAAAGAGCCUGGUGGUCCAGUUCUGGCUCAUGAAGUACGAUACCCUGGUGGAGACUGCAGCUCCGAUAUCUGGGUGUGAAGAAUAUAAAGACAAGGAAAUCCACGAUUUGCUCUGUGCCGUUUCCCUCCCUGCUUGCAUAACUGCUACUCAAAUAUAAGCUUUUAAUCAAAAAUGUAAUGUGAAUGAAUUUUAAACAAAUAUAACAAGCUAACGAGCUUCAAAGCUUUUUCUAUGUAUUUUCCUUGCUCAUAUUUUAAAGAUUUUCUUUCCAGUAAAACAAUCUAUAAGAAGCUUAAACACCACAUCUAAAUACUCACUUGAGAGAAAUAUGAAGGCAAGUAUAUUUGGAAUACAGAGCAGUAGAAAUUAAAGAUAUCCCCUAGAUUCUAAAAGAAAUACUAUAUAUGAAUAUUACAGUGUGUGAUCUGUAUUGAAAUAUAUAUACAGUGAAUGAAGUUCAGUGAACAGUGAAUAGUGAAUGAUUUCAAAAAUCAGAUUUUUUACAACUUUUUUGUAACUGUUUUAUACACUUUGUAGUUAUACAAAUCCAAGCUUUUGGAACAAUCGUUGGUGAAUGUAAAUUUCGACUAAAUAGUCCAGUAUGUGUACUGUUGAUCUGUGUGCGUGUUAAUUCACUGUCUUUGUGGAUAGCUGAUGGCAGUGAAAAGAAAAUUAAUCUGAUGUAGAAGGCACAAAAAGACCAGAUCAGAGUCUCUUAGCUUACUGAUUGUGCAACUGGUUAAACCCUGAAUACAUGGAUAAACCUCAUUAAUCACAAUAAAGUUAAAAAAAUGAAUUGAGGCUAAAGGAUCUUCAUAGAAAAAGAUGUGUUUGUUCUUUUUCUUGGAAAUGUGAAUCUCUCAUGAUACAGAACUAAUAAAAUGGGAUUGAAUUUUGA
Messenger RNA from Polypterus senegalus (gray bichir), 2409 nucleotides. It is a transcript of the gene selenbp1, whose product is annotated as selenium binding protein 1. Bases 144 to 1589 code for a protein of 481 amino acids. Gene Ontology annotation, molecular function: protein binding; selenium binding. Lineage: Eukaryota; Metazoa; Chordata; Cladistia; Polypteriformes; Polypteridae. The transcript is spliced from 12 exons. The record is from RefSeq and is a predicted model, not a curated record.